Messenger RNA from Carassius auratus (goldfish), 1704 nucleotides. It is a transcript of the gene nsun5, whose product is annotated as NOP2/Sun RNA methyltransferase 5. Gene Ontology annotation, biological process: rRNA base methylation. The record is from RefSeq and is a predicted model, not a curated record. Gene Ontology annotation, cellular component: nucleolus. Bases 167 to 1615 code for a protein of 482 amino acids. The transcript has 10 exons. Gene Ontology annotation, molecular function: RNA methyltransferase activity. NCBI's taxonomy places the organism in Eukaryota, Metazoa, Chordata, Actinopteri, Cypriniformes, Cyprinidae.
AAACGUUGCAAAAACUAAACAGGCAAAUAUGAAAACGUGGUUUGUGUAUCUGCUCCACAAGAGUAAGAGAAGUUGACUCGUUAACAGUAGUAGAUUUGUUGAAAAUUAGUUGUUUAAAGUCAAGUGUGUUCAGCUUACUGUAUAAAGCGUCUGUGUUAUUUUAAUCAUGGCACUUUACGUGAAAGCGGCAGAGAUUCUUGAGAAAGUGGAGCAGAAAAAGGGUGCAGUGAAAACUCUGGUUUAUGAGAGUAAAUUCCAAAAUAUCAAGCAGCUCUUUGCCCUUGUGUGUGAGACACAGAAAUACUCUUCAGUUCUGCUGGAGAUCAUCAAUAGCACCAAGCUCCUGAAAGAAACAAAACUGAGGAUCCAUGUAGCUAAGGUGCUGGUGUAUGACCUGCUCAUCGGUCAUGGGGUCAAAUGUGGAGGUACCUGGAAGACGAUGAUGCUGAAGCAUCGCUCCAGACUACAAGCUGCCCUGGCAAGAAUCAAAAUUAAGAGAAAAGUCAGUCGAAAUCAAGACCUGCUGCCCUCCAGUUUCCAGCAGACUCAGGAUGAUGUGAUUCCUCGCUAUGUGAGAGUGAACACGCUCAAAACCACUCUUGAGGAUGUCAUUGACUAUUUAAAACGAGAGGGAUUUUCAUAUCAAGGAAUGGCAAGUGGGCUCGAGGAUCUCGAUCGUCUCACUGGGAAGACAUUUCUGUGUGAUCUUCAUCUCCAAGAUCUUCUAGUUUUCAGUGCAAAAACGGUCUUUCAUGAUCACUUCCUUUACAAAGCAGGACACAUUAUAUUGCAGGACAAGGCCAGCUGUCUUCCUGCUUUCCUCCUAAACCCUCAGGUUGGCAGCCACGUCAUUGAUGCUUGUGCUGCUCCAGGGAACAAAACCAGCCAUCUAGCUGCCAUAAUGAAAAAUAAAGGGAAAUUGUUUGCAUUUGAUCUUGAUGCAAAACGUCUGUCCACCAUGAGCACUCUUCUCCUUCGUGCCGGGGUCACAUGUCAUCAGCUGGCCAAUCAGGAUUUUCUGAAAGUAGAUCCACAGAGCUCAGUGUACAAGGAAGUCAAGUAUAUCCUUCUGGACCCCUCCUGCAGUGGAUCAGGGAUGGUUUGUCUGCGGGAUGAGGUCUCAGAGCCACAGGAUGAGGGGCGUCUGCAGGCGCUGGCUACAUUUCAGCUGCGCUGUCUCAACCACGCGCUGCAGUUCCCUCAGGUACAGCGUGUCGUCUAUUCCACCUGCUCCAUUCACUCACAGGAGAACGAGGAGGUUGUGUCGGCUGGCUUACAGCAGAAUCCUGCAUUCAGGCUAGUUAAUCUUCUUCCAAACUGGCCAGAGAGGGGUCAUGAGCCUUUCACCGAGUGCCUUCGUGCCAGCACAGCAAAAACACGCACUCAUGGCUUCUUUGUGGCUAUGCUGGAGAGACGCCCCCCACAGAAGGAUCAACAGAACCUAGUCAUCACAACACUGCAGUCUGGUGGUGAGGAAAAGCAGGACACACAUCAAUCUGAUCCAUCUGAAGAGGAACAAGAGAACAUGGAGACCGCAGAAGAACAAUCAACAAAUCCAGUCUCAAAGAAGAAAAGGAGGAGGAACAGAAAGAAGCAGAAAAAGCAAGAAUCCUGAAGUUCUAGAGGACUUGAAAAUCAUGUCUCCUCUGCUGUAUUCCCACUGAAAAACUGACUCCUGCUUUUAUUAAACUGUGAGGAAUGAUA